Rubroshorea leprosula is the source of this 973-nucleotide messenger RNA. The record is from the annotation of a GenBank genome assembly. NCBI's taxonomy places the organism in Eukaryota, Viridiplantae, Streptophyta, Magnoliopsida, Malvales, Dipterocarpaceae.
CCACCCGAAGAGAAAAAAAAAAGGGAAACCCAGCCAUGCCUUGGAAAAUUGGUAAGGAAGCUUGGUAUUUUCCCCUUCCUUUCUUGUUCUAGAACCCAUAAAGAACCCAGAAAUUUCCCCUUCCUCUAUGCAGAAACCGGAUCUGCUCUGCUUUGCUCUGUCCGUCGGCUGCUCUUGUUGUGGGGGCGAAUUGCUUGGAUUGCGUGAUUCUUCCCUGCACUUGCCGUCGGCUUCUCUCCCAAACUGCAGCUCGGUUUUGCUUGCUAAAUUGUGUUUAGUGCGUGAAUUGAGUGCUCGGUUUUAUGCGAGUGAGAUAAGUAAAUUUAUGGUAAUGCCCGUACUGUUUUAAAAGCAUGUUUUGAUUUGUUUUUGAAGUGGUGGCGGGACUAAACCCGUUUUACACGAGCAUGACUGAUUUGAAGUGAAAUGUUUUAUGCUUUUCAUUAAAUUGAGUAUGCCUACUUGAAAUUUAAGUGACUGUCGUGAUGAUCUGAAAGUGAUUGUGAAUUGUGAUUUUCCUGUUAACUUCUGCUUGUUUUGUCUCCGAUAUGGUCAUGUUAUUCGUGUGCCCGUUAGUGGGAGGUUUAUAAACGCUAGCACAUGUCGACAUGUUCGUGAUAGAACCGGUUCGCUCGUGGCCCUACUAGUGGGGAUUAUACACUAGUACUCAUGUGCCCGCCAGUGGGAGGUUUAUAAACGCUGGCCGUGACCUAUAGAGGAGACGUCUAUUUCGUGCCCGUACUGUAUCUGUUUUCGUGAUUGUACUUGUUGGCAUGCUUUAAGUUUGAUAAGGGGCACUCCAUAUUUACUUACUGAGUUUAUCUCAUAGUUUUUCCUUGUCCACCAUUUCAGGAUGUGAAACCGAGGACAAGGAAACCACGGGAAGUGACGAGUUAGAAGGCUAGCCAUAUUGUAAUUGGAUAUGAAAUUUUAGAAACAAAUCAUGAUCUUGUAUUUGGAGAUUUUAUGAUAU